Messenger RNA from Babesia bigemina, 3945 nucleotides. RefSeq lists its product as hypothetical. The annotation marks the transcript as partial. The transcript has a single exon. The record is from RefSeq and is a predicted model, not a curated record. Lineage: Eukaryota; Apicomplexa; Aconoidasida; Piroplasmida; Babesiidae.
AUGGGAUUUUUGAGUGGUGUGCUUGGUGCGGUGAAAGAUGAUGAAGCGGUUAAAACGUAUGAUAAAUACAUCACUGAAGACAAUAAAAAGCUUAAAAGUGUACUAGACACCUUAACUAAAAAAAUUGGCUCCGGGCGUGAUGGGCUUGCGGCGUCUGUCGGCGCGGUGAGGGAGUGGUUGGAGGGGUAUGAAACACAAAUCACUAAUAAAACAAAUGCAGUAAUUAAUCCCCUUAAGCAAUUAAAAGAUCAAAUCACACGUGAAAAAAAUAAAAUUGAUGAUGAAAAAGUUUCUUCACUUUCAACUCAGGUAGACAACUGGACUGGGCGGGCGGAGCAAUAUAAGCUACUUGUCGGACAAGCUAAAAACGAGAUGAAGCAUCUUGACUCCGAGUUAUCAGGUAAGUUAAAGUGUAACAUUUCAUUGCUGGUUCAGGCCACGGGAACGUUCAAGGAGGCGGCGGAGAAUGAUGACUUGAGGGAGAUUCACAAGAUGGCGAACGAUAAGAUGGAUGAAGUAUGUGAGUAUGUUGGAAAACGAUUUGAGAAGCGAAGUGAAUAUAUGCAGAACUAUUUGGACAUUAAGAUUGGCAAGUUGUAUACGAGGGUUGAAUGUAUGCGUAAAACUGAGCUAAAAAAUUUAAUUUCCUAUGUUGAUACGAACCUCGCUGGAGAUUUUAGCAAAGUCGACGGUAUGAUGAGAGCGCUGGCAGAGAGGUAUAAAGCGGAUGUAGUUGAAAGCGUUAAAAGUAUUUUAAGUCAUGCAUUGGCGAUUCAGAGCUUGGUUGUGAAUGAGAAGAAGACACUUAAGAAACAGGUCGUUGCUUUGGGUGCACAGAUUGCGGCGCUCAAAAGCGUCGAAGAAGAGGUAAAAAACCAGGUGCCUAAAAAGUUGGAAAAUUUCGAGCACGAUAAACGUGACGGCUGGUAUUUGCAACAUGUUGAUUUGUUCAAAAAGGAAGUUAAGACUCAGUUGAAAACUUAUGUCAUGACUAAAUUGGGUAAACAAAUUAGCAAGGAGCUUAAGGAGCUUACUGAUAAAAUUGCUCAUCCAGAAGUCGGCCAUAAUGGACACCUUGAUGCUUUUGUGAACGCACUCGGUAGUUAUGCCGACGGGUUCAAGAGUAAAUUUGAAACGGCGAUUGGAAAUCUGGUUGACCAAUUAUUGAAGGACGGAGACGCUGAAGGUAAAAUUAGAGGGCAUGUAAUAAUGAGAGGUGCGCUGGGCAGCGGACCGAAAAUUAUAGGAGUGAAAAAUGCUAUUAAAACUCAGAUUAUUAAGCUAUCCGACAGUGUUAUGAAUAAACCUGCAUCAGGAAAAGCUGACGUUCAACAAACGUUGAAGAGUAUCCAACAAUAUAUCCAACAAUACUCCGAACAAAUUCAGAUGAAGAUUGAUAACCCGGUUAGUCUUAUCCAGGCUGUUGAAAAGGAUGAAGAGUUCCUACAACUGAAACCUAAAGUUGUCCUGACUGCUAGUGACCAAGGUCUGCAAUCCGGUCUUAAAAGCGUUCUCGCCACGGUAAAAAAGGCAAUUGAAGACGCCCAUGAAGAGGUAAAAAGGUUUAUAACAACCUCCCAGAUAAAAGAGUUGGAAGAGGCCAUUACAGCCGUUACGUCAUUACCCGACGAUGUUUCAAAUAAAGUAUACAAUAGUUUAACCGCUCCCUCGACUCUCGGCACUCUUGGAGAAACUAUCAACAACGCUCUCGGUGAGAACGUUAAUUCGGCCGACGAAUAUCUCGGCACCCUUCUCCAUGACGCAAUUGAGGGAGGCAUCGGUAGGUUUCAGGCAAAAAUUGAGUCAAACAUUCUGAAGCAACUAAACACAAUUAAGUCGGAAUUCGAAAAGCUUCAAACCAAAAUUGGCGAUGAAAGCGUCACAAGUACAGAAGCGCGAAAUGGUGAAUCUGAUUUACACAAAGAAGUGAAUAGGCUUCAAUCAGAUAUCAAUAUGUUUCUGAACAUCAAGGUUGGGGAAGAUGUCAACGUAGGUGGUAGUGUACACAAGGAUUUAGCGGAAUUGAAAAGUAUGAUUUCGGCGCUUGGGACCAAAGUUACUGAAGUUGUAACUCAUGUGGAUAAGGUGAGGAUUGAGCUAACCAAUUGCAUCAAUCAAACAGGAAGAUUGCUGACAAGUGCCAUAAAAACAAGUAAUGCUGUCUUUAAGCAGCUGCAGAAUGAAGUUGGAAUCAAGAUCAAAGAAUCAUUUCAAGAAUUACAGGCAAGAGGCGAAGAUCUCUACACCAACCGAAAAAUUAAAGAAGUCGCUGCUUUACAAAGUAUAGUUAAUGCGCAAAUUGACGAGCUUAAUCUAUUAAUUGAGAAAGAUAAAGAAUUAGGUGUGAAGGGUUAUCUAAAUAGAUUGAACAAAAUAUUCAUGCCACCGUUGAACGACUUCACUCAACCUGCCUCCCGUCCCCAGCUACCCGAAAAAAAGCUCCUCGACUUUUCGCCAAAAGUCAAAGACAGCUUCAAAAAUUGCUUCGACGAUCUGCAGCAACAACUCGAUCUAUUUCCCACAACUAUGCGUGUCAACGCAAUAUCCAACGCUCUCAGCACCCUGCUCGCACCUCUCACCCGCUACGACCAUGCGUUUACCAAAAAUCUGGCGAAGCUGAAAAGCGAAAUAGACGACAUCGCCCAGCAGACGUAUGCCAACAACGCGCAGAAAGUGUCCUUGAGUCUCGUCCAAGGGUUGAGUGCGUUCGUGAAGGAAUUGGAAAAGGUGUACGUGAGGGUGUAUGAUGGUCAUUCUGAUCGUAUUGACUUCGAUAAUUUGGUUAAGAAAACCGGACAAAUAGUUGACUUGAAUGGGCCUGCCAGAUGGAUUACUGUGUCAACCCCGGAUGGCACUAAGCUCGCCAAAAUACUCCUGACGAUUUUCAACUUUAUUUACGAAGACAUAAUCAGAUUAAUAAACAAAUGUGAAGACAACUGGGGAAGCAAGAAACUCUGCUUAAUACAAGAUGACGCAGACAACCCACUUGGUUUGUUCCUACAACGCUGCGGGUAUACGGUCGCCAAAAGUGAUACAUCCAAAGACGGAGAGACGCAAUGUAAAACAAGUGUAAGAGGUGAGACGAUUCUCCGAAAGCUUAACGAAGAAAUUUCAAACGUCCAAAUUACUUCACAUCUUACAACUUGCGAAUCGAAUUUGACUCAAGAGGGUGAAAAGAAAAAAACAGACAACUUUAACUUCGCUGAUCUUCUCGAUUGUCUUCUAAAUCACAUAGACCGGUAUAAUGAAGUGUGCCACUACUCAACUCACUUCGCGAAGAGGCAACCAUGCUCUGCAUAUGAAAUGUUGAUUUGGCUGAGUGGCCUUCCAUACAGUGUCGCACGUCCUGCGUUGCUACAGGAUGGUAUCGGUAACUUGCUUGAUAACGCAAACAAAAAAGUGCUUGCAGACGUCGAUGGUAUCUCACUGCUUGACCACGAAUCCUCAUACCUAGAUGCUAAUCCAACGAAAAUCACGUGGUAUGGCAUUAAUGAAGCGCUUGAACUUCUCUGUUCAGCUUCGUACGAUGUUCUCGUUAGUAUCGCUGGCACUGGAGACGCGGACACCAUCUAUGGGAGCGACCUGUGCAAUAACUCAUUUAAAUUCAAGUACCCCGCUUCCGGCGAAGAUUGCCUGGACAUGCUUCUGGACAUCCUCCGCAGACUGUUUCCGCCACUCAGAUUCUUGCAGACACAGUGUUCCGUCGGCGCAUCGCAUAACGGCUGGUUGCAGUGCACGUACGGUAGGGACGUGCAACCAGCUACGUGGCCCUGCAAGGAGCAUCCAACCGACAAGUCAAAGUGCCAACCUACGUGCCAACCAAAUUGCCAAGUAAACACCCAACCAAAUUGCCAACCAAAGUCCCCAUUAAUGAGUUACCUAUCCGACUGUCACGUCGGUUGCCUGCCUCACAAGCUGACUUCCAUCGGCUGUAAAUACGAAUGU